This is a messenger RNA of Drosophila melanogaster (fruit fly), 641 nucleotides long. RefSeq lists its product as uncharacterized. Lineage: Eukaryota; Metazoa; Arthropoda; Insecta; Diptera; Drosophilidae. The coding region runs from base 70 to 558 and encodes 162 amino acids. The transcript is spliced from 2 exons. The record is from RefSeq and is marked reviewed.
UCAUCAGUCAGCUCUUUGCUUUCAAGUCAAUCCAAGCUUAGCUUUCAAAUCCGAAAAACAAAAACCAUCAUGUUCAAAUACGCCGUUGUCAUUUGCGCCCUGAUCGCCUGUGUGGCUGCCAAGCCAGGAUUGCUGCACACUCCUCUGGCAGCUCUGCCCGCUCCGGUGAUUGCUGCUCCCGCUCCCGUGGUCACUGCCGCCAGUAGCCAAGUCGUGGCCAGGACCUUCAACGGCAUCGCCGCUGCUCCAGUGAUUGCCCAAGUUCCGGUGGCUCCUGCUCCAGUUUUGCGGACCGUAGCAGCUCCCCUAGCAGCUCCCCUAGCAGCUCCCCUAGCAGCUCCCCUGCGCGCUCCAGCUCCCGUUGCCUUCGCCGCUCCAGUCGCUGCUCCCCUGGCCGCUCCAAUCCUGAACAGAGUGGCUCCAUUUGCUGCUCCCAUUGCCACCCCCUUCGCUGCUCCGUACGCCCAUCCCUAUGCUGCGCCCGUUUUGGCCAAAUACGCUGCUCCACUGGCUUAUGCCCCAGCACCUUUGAACUAUGCCGCGCCCGCUUUGUGGUAAAGGAAAAUCGCAUACCCCGGGAUUAAGCAACCGUUUGUGUGCUCAGUGACUGAUAGCCCUUAAUAAAACUCUUUAAAAUUGGU